Candidozyma duobushaemuli is the source of this 357-nucleotide messenger RNA. RefSeq lists its product as uncharacterized. The transcript has a single exon. The record is from RefSeq and is a predicted model, not a curated record. NCBI's taxonomy places the organism in Eukaryota, Fungi, Ascomycota, Pichiomycetes, Serinales, Metschnikowiaceae. The coding region runs from base 1 to 357 and encodes 118 amino acids.
AUGUAUUACUACUACGGCUACUCGGGUCUCAGCACCGGAGCUUACAUUGGCAUUGCUGCUGCGAGUCUCGCUACCGCGAUUGUGAUUGGCUCUUUGGUGGUCUACUACCGUCGUCGUCAGGCGAGGUUAGCCAGAGAGGCAUUGGAGGCCCAGUACAACCAGCCAAUGCAGAACUCCGAUUUCUUCCCACCAGGAUACAAACCCAACAUGACUCAGGUCAACAACGAAACGAUGAACUACACCAACAACAACGGGGUGUUUACAUACGUGCCACCGGAACAGCCCAGUGCACCUCCACCAACGUAUGAUGCAUCCCGAAACGAUGUGAGGGUGAAUCAGGCGCACCAGGCGGUGUAG